Molecule: messenger RNA, 2556 nt
Organism: Lodderomyces margitis
Lineage: Eukaryota; Fungi; Ascomycota; Pichiomycetes; Serinales; Debaryomycetaceae
Gene: CIS2
Product: gamma-glutamyltransferase
Exons: 2
Coding region: 1-2556 (851 amino acids)
Biological process (GO): glutathione catabolic process
Cellular component (GO): plasma membrane; fungal-type vacuole
Molecular function (GO): glutathione gamma-glutamate hydrolase
Source: RefSeq, a predicted model, not a curated record
AUGCAAGGCAAUGUGUUCAAAAGGGAUCCAGAAGAUGAUCCAUUCUUAAAUUGUUCCAUCUUUGAUGGGGCCUCAACUGCCAACUUUAUUUUCCUGGUGCUUAUAUCGAUUGGCAUACUUAUCAGCUACCUUCCACAAUACAAACGUAUCUAUGACAAGAGAACCUCCGAGGGACUUUCCACCGAUUUUCUAUUGCUAGGAUCAAGUUCAUCUUUAUUUACACUCACCAAUAUCAUUUUGGUAAGCUCGCGGGCAAGGGAGUGUUGUUACAGUGGUGAACUAAGUACAUUCAAUUGUAUUAGCUCCCAACUCAAUUUAUUUCAAAUAUCCAUCCAAUGUGUAUGUGCAAUUUUGAUUUUGGUAUUUGUGCUUUUACUUACCAGAAACUCAGUCAAGCAAGACAAGCAUGAGUACAAGAGAAUAGUUACGGUGGGUAAGAUUGUCCUAUUCCACGGGUUUCUAUCCGUGGUACAGGUUAUAGCAGGAUACCUCAACACGACAACAGUGCUUUUCUCGAUAGCUAACGCCAACGGGUUGCUAUCUGCUGCUUUGACGGUCGUCAAGUACGUGCCACAGAUAUAUACUACAUACACUUUGAAACAUCCAGGAACAUUGUCAGUUGGCAUGAUGUGCAUACAAACCCCCGGUGGGUUUGUAUUCGCUGCGACGUUGAUAUUCACCAAAGGCUCGCAUUGGAGCUCUUGGGUUAGCUAUUUAGUUGCAGCUUCCUUGCAGGGCGCCCUUUUAGCCCUCUCAUUCACGGUUUUUAAGCUACCAGGCAACAGAAUAUGGCCAGUGAUACCCUCUGAUAUAUCUCGCGCCGACCCAUACAUUACCAUCCAGCAAGCCACAGAUGACCCCCUCCUCGACAAAAUAGGCCAACCUGAUUUGUAUCCUUCGAAAGAGCACUUGUACGAAGGCAAGAAAGCAAUGGUUGCAAGCGAUGUUCCAUUAUGCUCUACAUUGGGUAAGGACAUUUUGCUCAAGGGAGGUAACGCCGCAGAUGCCGCAGUCACAGUUGCUUUAUGCAUAGGGUCCAUCAACGCACACAGUUCAGGAAUUGGUGGUGGCGGCUUUAUUUUGAGCAGAAAAGUGGCUCCCGAGAAUGAGGAUGUCAUUAGCAUAGAUGCAAGAGAAAUGGCCCCAGCAUUGGCGUCAAAAAAUAUGUUUGGAAGAUCAUUCGUGUUGAGUAAGAUCGGCGGGCUUGCUAUUGCAAUUCCUGGUGAGCUCAAGGGGCUAGACCAGCUUUACAAACAACAUGGAAGCGGUCACUUAUCAUGGAAACAAUUGUUUGAGCCGGUUAUUGAGUUGAAUGAAAGAGGAUGGAAUUGUUCAAAAGUGUUUGAGACAGUGGUUGCCAAAGAAAACGAAUUAGUCUUAUCCCGGGCACCAUUUUUAAAAAAAAUGUGGGAUUUUAUAUUCACCGAAAACGGUGACCUCGUCAAGGAGGGCGACUUUAUACAACGAAAGAAUUAUGCAAAGACUUUGAGAAUGAUUGCAAAUAAUGGAAGCAGUGACAUUUUCUACGACCCGGAGGGUCCAAUUGUGCCAUCAUUAGUUGACACUAUUGCUAGAUGGGGUGGAAUAAUCACACCACAGGAUUUUGCCAACUACAGAGUAAAUGUUGAAGAGCCAUUGACUACGUCUAUUUAUGGCCACACUCUCUACACUAGUAAUGGGAUUUCUUCAGGAAUUUCCUUGAUUGCCGGUUUAAAUUUUUUCCAUGCUGUUUACAAUGGAUCAGAUGAUGCCGUUUUAUUCAACCAUAAAUUAAUUGAAAGUUUCAAAUGGUCAAGUUCAGUUCGUACUCGCUUGGGCGAUUUCCCUGGCAGACAAAAGGUGAUUGAAAAGUACAACGAUGACAAAUGGAUCGAUGAUAUUCUUAAACACGAUAAAUUUUCACCAAAUGAAACGUUUCUGUGGGACAAUUAUGAUCCAAAAUACGAUAUGGUUGAUCCCCAAGGCACGUCUCACUUUUCAGUGGUUGAUAAAGACGACAAUUCAGUCGCCAUGACCACUACUGUGAAUUUACUCUUUGGGUCAAUGAUUUAUGACAAGCGUACCGGAAUAGUUCUUAAUGAUCAAAUGGAUGAUUUUAGCCAGCCCAAUGUUAGCAAUGCAUUCAAUCUAACACCAUCGAUAUACAAUUUUGUCCAUCCUGGCAAGAGACCAUUGAGUUCAACUGCACCGACAAUCAUAACUUUCAACAAUAAAAGUGAUUUAGUAAUCGGUGCAGCCGGCGGUAGUAGAAUCACCAAUACGAUCCUCCAGGCAAUAGUGAGAAUGUACUACAGGAACAUGGGGUUACUUGAGACCAUUGCAUACCCCAGAAUGCACCAUCAAUUGAUUCCUGAAGAUGUUAUGAGUGAAAACAUUACCACUUUUUCAGAAGAGCACAAAGGAAGUGGCAUUGUUGGACAAUUGGAAAACAAGAGACACACAUUUUUGGAGACAGGGGCAUUGACAGCAAUGAAUGGAAUAAAAAGAUUAAAGAGUGGAGCAUUGCAAGGUGUUAGUGACUAUUGGAGAAAACGGGGAGAGGCAGAUGGGUAUUAA